AUGAGCUCAACAACCAAUUGGGAAUCGCAACUCUCGCCACAAGAAGCGCGAGCCUAUGGCAUUUUCUUUGCAGCAGCCAAUGGAGGCAAGCCCAAUGUUGUCACAGGACCAGAGGCGGUGACCUUUUUCGCACGAUCGGGCAUUCCCAAUGAGAUUCUAUCAGACAUAUGGGAAACAGCUGACCGGGACAAUCUGGGAUACCUUACACCCGAGACGUUUUCCAUUGCAUUAAAGUUGAUUGCAUGUGCACAGCAUGGACAAGAUGUGGGUCAACCAGUGUUAUCUACAGUGGUUCCCUUGCCCCAAUUUGAAGGCAUCAACCCGGAGGCAACACCAACAAUGACCAAUGCAGAUACAAUCAGCCCUAGCGACCGUGAAAAGUAUCUUACAAUAUUUCGAGCCCAUCAUCCAGUGCAGGGGGUCGUUGACGGUGCCAAGGCGAGAGAAAUCUUUGUGAAAUCCAAGCUACCAAAUGAAGCAUUGGCACAAAUCUGGAGUCUCGCAGAUGUACGCAAGUCCGGCAACUUGAAUCAGACUGAGUUUGUCAUUGCCAUGCAUUAUAUUGCCAAAAUGAUGGAUGGUUCUAUCAAGACAUUGCCUACUCAACUACCAGCAAGCAUCUAUGGAUCGGCAUCAGGCUCUAUUCAAUCCUCACCCGUACUUCGACGCACCAGCAUGUCACCCGUAGCACACCAAGCAACAGGCAAUAGCACCAUCUCAUACAUGUCUGCAUUACCACCACGAGCAUUUCCAGUACAACAACAACAACAACAGCAGCAGACCGGUACAUGGGAAAUCUCUUCACAACAAAAGAUGCAGUAUGACAGCUAUUUUGAUAAUCUCGACAAGCAACGUACUGGAUAUGUCCAUGGCAACGAAGCAGUAGACUUUUUCAAGAAUUCACGACUUCCAGAUACUGAGCUUGCACGCGUAUGGGAUUUGGCAGAUAUGGAGCAACGAGGUCGGCUGACACGUAACGAAUUUGCAAUUGCAAUGCACCUUAUUCAGAAACGACUUGCUGGCGAGCCGUUGCCCAACAUCCUUCCAAAGUCUCUUGCAGCACAUGCACAACAUGCUUCGAUACUUGGACAAUCCAUGUUCCAAUCACCACCUUCCAUGGAUCCAUCACAAUAUCGACAACCUCCUCCACAACAUUAUCGAGCUCCACCACCUCCACCACCUCCAAAGCAACAACAAUCACAGCAACAACAACAGCUAGAUGAGGAUUUGUUGGGUGAUUUUGGAAACAAUGAGCAACUCACGGAGGAUACGAAUCAAGUGAAUCGAUUGCAAUAUGAGAUUUCCAAUGUGAAGACAACGAUUGAGCAAGUAAAGGGACAAAAGCAAAGCGUGCAAGUAUCGUUGGAGCAAUCACAGCAGCAAAAAGAGCAGCAUGAAAAACAGCGAGCCGAGAUUUUGGCAAUGCAUGAAUCGGAGACCAAACGACUUGAAGAAUUGAAAGGUGUGAUUGAAAGUGAACGACCUGGUUGGAUUCAAAUACAGCAGGAACACAAUGCUGCAUCUCAACAAUUACAACAAGUGCGUGAUGAGAUUGCUGAGACACAAAAGGCUUUGGAUGCUUCACGGCAACAAACAGAGACCUUGCGACAACGUGUACAUCAAAUACAAAGUGAAAAAGAUGACACUAUUGCCUUGUUGAAUCAAUUGCGAGAAUACGUCAGGCAACAAGAGCAACCAUCCAAACCCAACUUUGACGAUAUCUUUUCGCCACAAGGCUCAGAGCAAUUUGAAUCAUCACCACCACAAGAGAAACAAACAGCCUCUCCCAGUGAAUUCGAUGCUAUCUUUGGUGCCGCUCCCACUACGACUACUACUACAGCCAACACCGAAUCAAAACGACCUGCUCCACCACCUCCUCCACAUCGUCGCACUACCAUUCGUCGUCAACAAGAUCAACAAUCAUCCACAACUAAAAAAGCACGUGCACCACCUCCACCACCUCCUACUCAAUCAGCAGCAGCAGCAGCAGCAGGUGCUAUUGGUGCAGGAACAGCAGCUACAGCGGCCGUGUUGGCUACUCAGCAUGAGACCGAGUCAUCUGAUGAUACGGAAACAGAAUCCAGUAGCACCACUAGCUCAUCGGGUGAAGAAGAAUCCAAUGCACAAGUUGCCAAGGAUGAAACAGUGACACAAAAUGAUGGUGUAACUUCGUCGUCGACAUCAGCAGUGGCUCAAGAUCAUGUUAAUAUUCAGGAGCUACCUUCUGAUUUGAGUACUUUGCCUGAAUCUAACGUCGAACAAGUUGUGGCUGAAACACCCCAGAUCCAAGAGGCAGCAGCAGAAGAAGAAGAUAAGGAUCAACCAUCAUCAAAACCAUCCGAAUUAUUACAUUCUGUUGUCCCCGAUGAUGAGGAUGAUGAUGCUAUUGUACCGGCAAACGUCACUGAGACUACUACCAGCCAUGAGGAAGAAGCAUCCAAGCAUGAAGAAGAUAUCCAUAAGGAUGCUGAUGCAGUGAUUGAAGAGCCUUUGGCCGACAAGGAUCGUGCGAUGGAAAAAGAGGAUGAUCAUGUUGAUGACAUUGCACAUGAAAAAGAUACGCACAAGGAGGGUGGAGAAGUGAUUGAAACGCCUGUAGCGGGUGAUUCAACAGCCAAGGAGGCAACGAUGGAGAAGGAGCCGAUAGUCGAAGAACCAGCAGCUGAGGAGAUCAAGAAGGAUGAUUCAACGGCUGAAGAGCCAAAAAUGGAGAAGGAGCCAGCAGUCGAAGAACCAGUAGUGAAGGAUGUCAAGGAGGGUGAUUCAACAGCUAAGGAAUCAGCAGUGGAGAAGGAGCCAGUGGUUGAGGAAUCAGCAGUUGAGGAAAUCAAGGAGGAUGAUAAUGACAAAGCCAAGGACGUUGUAUCGGAUGAGACCAAAGAUACCGUAUCAGCAGUGCCACUAGAGGGACCAGCAUUGACCAAACAUCAGGAAGAAAAAGAAGCGGAUGUUGAUCAAAAGGAUGUGGUGGACAAUGAAUCCAAAGAGACAGUGCCAGCUGCAACGGAAGCUGAGGCUAUAUCCGAAGACAAGGCAUCCAGCACUGUGGUUGAUCAUGUAACCAAGGACUCCGCUGAUCACAAUGAUACUGAGGCUAGUGCGUUGCAAGAUUCUCAAAAGGAUGCACACGAUGAAGAAGAAUCCAAGGCUGUUGAAGCUGAAGAACCCAAAGAACGUGGCAUUGAGAAUGCAUCUGAAGGCGAACAACCCCAAGAAACUCAUGAUACCAAGGAUAAUCAACCAAAGGUGGAAAAUGUGGAAUCAUCCAAGGUUGAGGGGGUUGAUGAGACCAAGGCACCAGCUGUUGAAGGAUCGCAUGACCAUGAAAAAGAACCUGUUGUUGAUGAGAUUCCUUCUGCUACAGCUGAUGAGCAACAACAACCUUCAGCUGACGUAUCCAAGGAUAUUCAAGAAAGCAUCAAUGAGCCAUUGAAGGAUACACAACCUGAAGGUGAAAAGCCAACAGCACCUGAAGCCGAGGAACAACGCAAUGAUGAAAAAGCUGAACCUGUUGGAAGUCAAAAGAUGCCAGGAGCGCUUCCAGGAGAGGAGAAGAAUACCACAGCACCUGAAGAGAGUGAUGAAGAUUUCACAUCAGCUCGCGUAUCACCUAUUGAAGAGCACCCCACAGCAAUUGAAACAUCAUCUACAAACGAUUCUUCUGAUACGGUUCGUCCUACCAUGGAGGAUGACAAUACACCAAAGGAGGAUCAAACAGCAUCAGCUUCUGAUAAGCGGGAAUCGUACAAUCCAUUUGCUAUUGCCACAACAGACACAACCAAAAAGGAAGAUGACGUUACACCCGAGGCUAUCAAGGAAGAAUCGAGCACUAAAACACCUGCUAGCACUGAAAAGAAUGGAGAAGAUAAUGAAGAUUUCGAUGCUGUGUUCAUGGAGCGACCCACUGACAAAUCCAAGCAAUCAUCAUUUUCUUCAGGCGAGAAUGAGAGCUUUGAAAUGAUAUCGUCGAAUGCCAGUCUCGACAAGUCGAAACCCACUGAUGAGAUGGAAGAUGAAUUUGACUCUGCCUUUGCAAGUGAAUUACAUGAUGCCAAGAUGAUCGAUGCUCCGACAACAACAACUGGAGCAGCAGCAGCAACGAGCUCAGCAUUUGAUGAUGAUUUCGAUUCAAUCUUUGCUACACAGCUUAUGGAUGCCAAGGUUGUACACGAUCAAUCCAAUCCAUUCGGACCUGUACCUUCCUCAUCCACUGAAAUCAAGGACAAGGGCAAGGAAAAAAUGAGCUGGGCAACAAGCUUUGGUGGAUUUGACUUUGGCCAAGAUGAUGAUGAUGUUACGAAGGGCAAUGAUGAAUGGGAUGCUAUCUUUGGUGGUGGCGGCGACCAUGAAAAGAAAAAGGAUUCUGCUGGUGGUGAUCAGCAAGGUUUUCAAGACACAUUUGCUGAUUUUGGCAAAGAGCAUAACAAGGUUGAUGAUGCUACUAGUCAAGCAAAGGACGAUCAAGCACCCAAAGAGGAACAAUUAUCCAAACAAGAGGAAUCGCCCGAGAUUCAAGAGCGUGUUGAUACGCCACCACAGCCACAGCACCCCGCAUUUGCACCCACGGGAAGCAAUCUGGAUCAAUUAUUGGCCAUGGGAUUUGAUCGCGCUGUAGCAAAGGAAGCACUAGAUCGAUAUGACCAAGAUUUAGAAAAAGCUACCAACUUUUUACUGGAUCAAGCCUAA
Lichtheimia ornata is the source of this 4686-nucleotide messenger RNA. RefSeq lists its product as uncharacterized. The transcript is spliced from 8 exons. Gene Ontology annotation, cellular component: plasma membrane; cytoplasm. Gene Ontology annotation, biological process: endosomal transport; endocytosis. Gene Ontology annotation, molecular function: protein binding; calcium ion binding. The record is from RefSeq and is a predicted model, not a curated record. Bases 1 to 4686 code for a protein of 1561 amino acids. Lineage: Eukaryota; Fungi; Mucoromycota; Mucoromycetes; Mucorales; Lichtheimiaceae.